This is a messenger RNA of Lepus europaeus (European hare), 2267 nucleotides long. Its product is annotated as rho GTPase-activating protein 20-like. The record is from RefSeq and is a predicted model, not a curated record. Gene Ontology annotation, biological process: signal transduction. Bases 840 to 2267 code for a protein of 475 amino acids. The transcript is spliced from 17 exons. Lineage: Eukaryota; Metazoa; Chordata; Mammalia; Lagomorpha; Leporidae. Gene Ontology annotation, molecular function: GTPase activator activity.
UUCUGGCUAUAGGCACUCUCCCCUCUAGCCUGGCUUGGCCAUCUACCCUGUAAGUGUAGUCAACUUCAUUUCCUUUCAGCAGAUUUCAUCAUCAGUAUUACUCAUGUGCUCACCAAUCAAAGUGACACUGUGGUAGAGAUAUGAAAGUAAGUGUGGUGCAGGUGAGCAUUCAGGACUCCUCUUUGUAAUUUGUAGCAAAUUACUCAAAUAUUCCACUCUUUUGUUGAUCUGUGAAUAUUUGAGAAAUGAAUUUUCCUCUGUAAACAUUGCUUUGUCUCCUUUAGACUGGCAGAGGACAGUGCAGCAGCCCCCACACAAAACUACAAUUUGCACAUGGCUAAAGUCCGUGGUUAUCUUACAGCAUCCUGGGCACGUGAAGUAGGAAUUGGUCUCUGCAGCAGGUGCUGCUUCUUGCAUUUCCUGUUCAUUUCUGUAGAGAGAUGGAGGAGCUCCUUUGCUUGAGGUAUUCCACUGUUAGAUGAUUGACUACAGAAUGGAAGGAAACAGAAGACAGAAGCCUUUAUCUGAACCUUUCUUUGCUUAAAGAAUCCAUCAGGGAUGCUGAUUCUCAGGAGCCUGGCACCUCAAAGGAUGCAAGUGCUUCAAAUGGACCUGUCCGAAGACUACUGGUGCACGGUCCGAUAAAGUUAAGAACGGGUGAUAAGAAAACAAAGCGUCAGGCUUUUUUGUACAAGGAUGAGCUGAAGAUUUCCAAUGUUCGGUACGGCAAAAAUAUUUACUACAAACAUGUAAUCCCUGUCAAUGAAAUAUGGAUUUCCAAAUGCAUUGUUGAGGAAGGUGAUACCAGUGCCUCCAGGUGCCUGAAUAUUGGGUGGCCAAUGGUCAACUACAGGGCCAAGUUCUUUUCCAGAACAUUCAUGGAAAAAUGGGAACGCUUGCUGGACAGGUGUAUAACUGAGUCGAAAGAGAAAGAUCAAAAGCAGACCACACUUCUGCAGAUAGAAUCACUCACCGAUAGCAACAUUCCUUAUUCUGGAAUUAUAACAGUUACCAAUUUAGACACCGUGAAUGACGUUAUCCAUAUGGCACUACCAGUGCUAGGAUUAAGUGGCUCAGAAACGGACUACCAAAUGUGGGUCUAUUCAAACCAGAGAAAGAACUCUUACCCACUCAUUGGGUAUGAAUGUCCAUAUGCUAUUCAAGCAAGCUACCAUCGAGCUGCUCUUCAUAAUCAUGAACCGGGGAAGUCCACCUCCACCCUGAGCAUGGAGGAUCCUGUUCUGGACAUCUUGUCUUAUGGAGGGAUCCAGUUCGUUUUGAAGCCCAGGCACGUGGCUGAAAGGCCGCGCCGCUGCGGCUUUCCCACGAACUGGCUGUCUUGCUGGGGCAUUACCAGAAGCCAUAAUGACGUGCCCCAGGACGCCGCUCCUGCUCUUUCAGUGCCAACAUUCCUGAGAGUGUCUGGUGUGGAGGACCUGAUGCUCACGCUUUGGGAGUUGAUCCGCCUUAUCAAGCAGAAAGGGCCAAAGACAGAGAAUAUUUUUCAAAAAGUUGGUGACCUAAAGUCAUUUAUAGCCCUGAAGGAAAGAUUCAAUACAGGAGAUAGAGGCGACUGGGGCAAUGAAUCGCCACUUGUGUUAGCAACACUAUUAAAGGAUUGCCUUCGAGCCUUUCCUAACACCCUGUUUUCAGCUGACCUCUAUGAUCAGUGGCUGAAUGUUCUUGAUGAAGGCAAUGACGAGGAGGCCAGAGACAUCCAGAGGCUUUUAGCCCAUCUGCCCAGAGCUAACGCAGCUGUCCUAAGACACUUGUUUUCAUCAUUAUAUGCAAUCUCACGUAAUGCAUCAUACAAUCAAAUGACUACAUCAAAGUUAGCUUUGUGCAUCACCCCGAGCCUUCUGUGUGUCUGGCGAUCUACUUCAACAAGCCCAGCCCUCGAAGGCGAAUUGAGGAGAAAGAUUUCCCUUGUGGAGUUUAUGAUUGCAAGUUAUCCCAGAAUAUUUGGAGAUGACCAGAAGUCUAAGAAGAGCUGUAUGAAUUCCAAAAGAAACUUUGGAGAGAGUAGCCGGCAAGUCAUCGCCACUGCGGGGCAGAGUGCUGCCGGCCUAGAUGCCGAGCCUGACAACCAAGAACCAGUGCCGGACGUGCCACAGCCAGGCGUGACUAUGAAUGCUGAAACCAAGCCCCGCCACGGUGCUGUGGUCUCUCUAAUCUUGUUACACAAGGUUGUCCCCAAACUUGUAGCGCCCUCAGUUGAACUUAUGAGCAGUCUCUUUGGCUCAUGUGUGGUUGCUGGAAACCUUUGA